This is a messenger RNA of Lycium barbarum (goji berry), 4669 nucleotides long. RefSeq lists its product as uncharacterized. The record is from RefSeq and is a predicted model, not a curated record. NCBI's taxonomy places the organism in Eukaryota, Viridiplantae, Streptophyta, Magnoliopsida, Solanales, Solanaceae. Gene Ontology annotation, biological process: telomere maintenance; DNA repair. The coding region runs from base 2692 to 3498 and encodes 268 amino acids. Gene Ontology annotation, molecular function: DNA helicase activity. The transcript is spliced from 4 exons.
AUUAAAAUGUAAUAAAAUAUAAAACAUCUAAUUUAAUAUACACUAAAUAGUAAUAUUAUAAUUACAUUGAUGACAAUUAUUAAAUUCCUUAUAGUAAAAUCCAAUCACAUUCAUUCAGUCCUUAUGUAAUACUCUCACUUACGUUCAGUCCUUAAUUAAUAGUACUCUCUCUCACGUUCAGUCCUUAGUUAGACUCUUAUUGACAGGUUCUUCAAAUAAUUCAAUAGUGUACCAAGUUCCUCAUGCUUCUCUCCUCUCUCAUUAUUCUCAUUAAUUUGUUCUCCUGAAAUUGCUCCCCUCUUUCUACCUUUUUACACUAAUUCAAUCAUUAAACCCAUUUGAUUAACCAAAGAAAAUGCUCCAAAGCUGUUUCAUGUGGCAUCUGAAACAAUAUUGUUCUGUUCUGUACUGCCUUCUCCUUAAAUUUUGUAUUCAGUUUCAGCCAUGUCAAACACCUGUGCUUUGAAAUCUUUAUUAAGAGUAUUGUAUAUUACUUAAUUUAUAGUACUAAUUAUUUCUAUUCAUCUUCCCAUGUAUUAAUUUCUGCUCACAACCUUUUCACAUUCUUUGCUGCUCUAUAUAAAUGUCCACCAUAAGAUGUCUUUGUCCAUUAUCCUAUUUCUCUCCCCCAGAUGCACUUUCUUCAGAUGUGCACCGAGAGACAAAAGGCGCGGUUUCCUGUAGAGAGUAUUACUGUUAUAAGUUACAAGUACGGGAAGGAGAGAGGACCAUAAUACUGCUAUGUGGAAGAUUACUACAACAAUUUGCGGUUGACAUGUACAUAAAACUUGAAACAACCAGGCUUGAAUAUUUCAGAAAUGAACAAUCAAAUUUUAGAAGAAGAUUUAUCAAGGUAUUGUUGAUAGCGUCAUGGCAGGAGAAUACAGAGGAGAUAAAAUUGGUCAAAGAAUACUACUUCCAACAUUUUUUGUUGGGGGCCUAAGAGAUAUGCGAAGGCGGUAUAUGGACGCAAUGGCUUUGGUUCAGCAUUUUCGAAGACCUGAUAUUUUCAUAACAAUGACAUGUAAUCCUGAUUGGGUUGAGAUCCAACGAGAACAAAGCGCCGGUCAAACUCCUCAAGAUAGACCCGACUUGGUGACAAGAGUAUUUAGAGCGAAGUUGAAGACCAAAUUUUCAAGAAAGGAAUAUUUGGAAUUGUUUCGGCACAUGUAUUCGUGGUAGAAUUCCAAAAACGAGGACUACCACACGUACACCUUUUGCUCAUACUAAAGGAAGGCGACAAGAUUAAAUCUGCAGAUCAGUACGACUAGUUUAUUUUUGCAGAGAUUCCUGACAAAUCUCAAUAUCCCAUAUUGCAUGAAUUAGUAGUUAAGCAUAUGAUGCAUGGUCCAUGUGGGAACAAGCGCCCAACAAAUCCAUGCAUGCAAGAGGGCCAAUGCAAAUAUCAUUAUCCCCGCCCUAUCAGCAACAAGUCAAUUCAAAGGAUGGAUAUCCUAUUAACAAAAGAAGAAGUGAUGGAAGGACAGAGAGUGCCCGCGGAAUGGAAAUGAAUAACUAAUGGGUUGUGCCUUAUAGCCUUUACUUGCUUACAAGAUACAAUUGUCACAUUAAUGUCGAGGUCUGCUCUGGAGUAAAAGCAAUAAAGCAUCUUUACAAAUAUAUAUAUAUAUAUAUAUAUAUAAAGGUCAUGAUAGGUGUGCCGUUUAUGUUGAGUCCGAUAAUGGAGAAAAAAUAAUUGCUGAGAUACAAACUUUCCAAGAUGCCCGGUGGGUUUCCCCUCCCGAAGCUCUCUGGAGAAUUUAUGAAUUCAACUUGAGUGAAAUGCAACCUCCAGUCAUCAACCUACAACUACAUCUCCCUGGAAAACACUCAGUGUUUUAUUGGAAGAAGCAAAAUUUGCAAAACAUCAUCGCGUGGGAUGGCAUCAGGCAAACCAUACUGACCGAGUAUUUCAAGAUGUGCUCCAAAGACCUUGAAGCACAUACAUACCGUUAUAGAGAAUUCCCUAAGUACUAUGUGUGGAAUCCAAAGGGAAAGGCUUGGACAACAAGAAAAACAAGAUCUGUAAUUGGUCGCAUUGCAACUGGAAGGCGAAAGGUAUUGAGCGGUUAUUAUUAAACCAUGUAAGAGGACCAUUAUCAUUCGAGGACUUACUCACUGUCUGCGGAAGGCAAUGUGUGACCUUUAAAGAAGCAGCCAAAGAAAGACGGUUAUUAGAAUCGGACAACAGCAUAUCAGAAUGCUUGGGAGAGGCUGUUCUACUCAAAAUGCCAUCAACCCUACGAAGUUUGUUUGCAACAAUUCUGGUUCACUGUAACACAACCGAUGUCAGAAAACUAUGGGACACUUAUUUUAAGGAUAUGUCUGAGGACUUUAGCAGGAUACAUAACAACUCACCCAACGCGAUACUUCAAUGUACGCUACAGGAUAUUAAUUAUUAUUUGGGAAGUAUGGGCACAAGCAUCAACAUAUAUGACCUACCUCUCCUUUAGCAAUAGUUGGCCGAAGUUGCCCCAUCAGAAUGUAGAGAAGUGGCUGAAGAAAUGUCCGAGCAAAUACCGAAGAAGAUUUUGACGCACAAUCAAGUCUAAAUCCUGAACAAGAGCAUGCUUUCAAAAUAAUAUUGCGGGUGGUGGAUUGUGGAAGGGCUGAAUUAUUCUUUGUCGAUGGACCCGGAGGAACUGGAAAAACAUUCUUGUACCAUGCAUUGCUGGCCAACGUUAGAUCAAGAUGUAUGAUUGCCUUGGCAACAACAUCCAGUGGCGUAGCAGCUUCAAUUUACCGGGAGGACGUACAGCUCACUCAAGGUUUGAGAUUCCCCUUCAAACAAAUGAAUCAUCCAUGACAAAUAUGUCAAAACAAAGUGGUGCUGCAAAAUUGAUUAGAAAAGCAAAACUACUUAUAUGGGAUGAAGUGCCAAUGGCCAAGCGGCAAACAAUAGAAACAGUUGACAGGAGCUUUAGAGAUAUAAUGGACAUUGAUAAGCCUUUUGCCGGGAAAGUCAUGGUUUUUGGAGGAGAUUUCCGUCAGGUAUUACCUGUUGUCCCAAAAUCUACAAGAGCAGAAACUGUUAACGCAAGCUUAGUGAAUUCAUAUCUCUGGCCUUUGAUGGGAAAGAUCCAGUUUACCAGAAAUAUGAGAGCAAGAACUGAUCCAACAUUUAGUGACUUCUUACUUCGUGUUGGUAACGGAGAACAGCCAACAAUAAGAGACAAUUUGAUCCGCCUCCCAGAACAAUUGACGGUCAAGUAUGGUAGUGAUGGAAACGCUGAACAAAGCUUAAUAAUCAAAAUAUCCCCAUCGCUGCAAGAAAAUGCAAGUGCUGCAAAAUAUGUAACAGAGCGGGGUAUCCUAGCAAGCAGAAAUGAGCAUGUUGAUAAACUAAAUGAGAAUUUGAUAACAAUGUUGCCGGGUGAAAGCAAAACGUCAUUAGUUUUGACUCUGCAGAUGAUGACACCAACAACUAUUAUCAAGAAGAAUAAUAUAAAUACUUUAACACCAAAUGGUCUCCCAACACAUAGGUGUUCAGACAAAUAGAAUACAUAUUAUAAUACCAAAGAUGCAGUUACAAAGGAAUAUAAUUUAACGUUUCCUUUUUUCUACAGGUUAGUUCAGAAGGAGAAUGCACCAAUCAUGCUACUAAGGAAUUUAGACCCUUCAAACAGGUUGUGCAAUGGCACAAGACUGAUAUGUAUAGGCUUCGACAAGAAUAUCUUGCAUACAGAAAUUACAAGUGGCCAUUGCGCAACUAAGCAUGUGUUCCUUCCAUGAAUUCAACUGUCACCCCCCAGAAAAUGAAGGAUAUCCUUUCAAAUUCAUUAGGAAGCAGUUUCCAAUACGACUUUGCUUUGCAAUGACAAUAAAUAAAGCGCAAGGUCAAACAAUUCCCAACGUUGGCUUGUAUUUUCCCCAACGUGUAUUCUCGCAUGGCCAAUUGUACGUUGCACUUUCAAGAGGGAUAUCAAUGUCAACAAACAAAGUUCUGGUCUUGACAGAGCAGCCAAAACAUCGAAGCGGGACAUACACAAAGAACAUCGUCUAGAAGGAAGUCUUGGGUAUGAUACACUCAUAUAACAUGUUUACACCUAAUACCACAAAAAAUUCACUACUUACUUAUCGGCCAACCCUAACUAAAUUCAAUGGUUACAAUUUUCAGGUUUAGAGAACAACGACACACCUAAGCACUGAUCAGUAACUCAUUAAAUGCACACUGCAUAUUCGUCAAAUUGAUCUUCAAAUUUUUGCAGCAACAUUUUCUAUUGCUUAUUGCACACAUUCAGAUUUUAACAUUAUCGUUUUAAUGACAAUAAAACACCCAGAAUGUUCCGCAAAUAGAGCUGCUAAUUUGUGCAGUUAUGUUUUUUAUUACUUAACACAAAUGUCUUCAUGUAAUGUCUAUAAAUUGUUCAAAAUAAACAUGGGCCACACGUGCAACGCACAUGCCCAGAACUAGUUAUACUAACAGUGGAAAGUACCUAAUGUUAAAGUUAGAUUACGAAAAUACCCAUUAAAAAGUGACUGACCAUUUUACCCUUAAAUAUAUCUUCUAUUAAUAGAAUAAUUUCUGCUGGAUUGAAUCUUGAAAACAGUUUCAUCUGCAAUAACUAUUGUGGGCUAUUACUGUGCAAAUAAUCUUUUCAUAUUUCAACAUCCAGUUAACUCAGUAUAGCCUUUCAUAUUCCUUUUUCAUCUUAUAAAAAGGCACAAC